Molecule: messenger RNA, 1139 nt
Organism: Acipenser ruthenus (sterlet)
Lineage: Eukaryota; Metazoa; Chordata; Actinopteri; Acipenseriformes; Acipenseridae
Product: NAD(P)(+)--arginine ADP-ribosyltransferase 2-like
Exons: 4
Coding region: 71-841 (256 amino acids)
Molecular function (GO): NAD+ poly-ADP-ribosyltransferase activity; NAD+-protein-arginine ADP-ribosyltransferase activity
Source: RefSeq, a predicted model, not a curated record
GUUUGAAGAGACAGGCUGCUGGACUCAUUACAAUUGACAGAGUAUCUAAACUAACAGGACAGUGAAGAAGAUGGCUCCAUCUCUCUUGAAAUUCUGCUUCCUUCUCCUAUUGGCCGCUCAGUUUGUGGCCCCUCAGUGGUUUGUGGCCCCUAAACAAAAUUCUCCAAUACCGAUGGACUUCUCAAAACAUUCCCUGGAUGAUCAAUAUAAAGGCUGCAGAAACGAAAUGUUACAAAAAGUUCAAAAGGUUUACCUGCCUAGAGAACUGAAACAGAACCCAAAAUUUAAUUCCGCCUGGUCCAACGCAAAAUCGGCAAUGAAAUCCAAAUCUCUGGGAUAUCUGACUCUAGAACAAGCCACUGCCAUCUACGUUUACACAAUGCCAGGCGUUUACAGUGACUUCAACACAGCGGUCAGAAACGGAGGCGGAAAGAAUUACAAGGCGUUCCCGUUCAAGGCGUUGCAUUUUUACUUAACCGAUGCUCUGAAAAAGCUGAAAACCAAAUUUCAAAACUGUUAUCAUGUCUACAGGGGCGUUUCCAAGCCCACAAGCGUGGGCAAGGGUAAAACUGUCCGCUUCGGCCAGUUCACCUCCACUUCACGAAGCCUACAAAAAGCCAUGCAUUUUGGAUCCGGAACAAUUUUCCACAUGCGCACAUGCCAGGGCGCAUCGAUUCAAAGUUAUUCGAUGUUCCCAGCUGAAGACGAGGUGCUGGUGCCGCCAUUCGAGAGGUUCCGAGUGGAGGACGUCAACGGGAAUCAAAUCAGACUGACACCACUGCCAAAAACCACAAGCAUUUACAACUGUCUGGCAGUGCAUAAAGGAAAGACACACGGGUGAUGUCAGAGUUGAGUCUACAGUCACGUGACACGAGUCAUGUGACCAACGCAGGCUGCACAAUACAGAUAUUCAAUCUAAAUUCAUUCAUUGUGGGCCAUUUGCUGUGCGCUGUAUAAACCAUUUCAAACAGAUGGAGAGACACAAAUUGACUUGUUUUUUUUUGUUGUUUUUUUAAGUCAAAGACUUGGCAGCUUUUAUAAGAGCAAAGCUACAUUCAGAAAUAGAGGGUCCGUGUUUGAAUGUUCAGAACAUGAAAUGUAUAAAAAAAAAAGAAAAAGCAUUGUAUGGAGUCUCUCUC